CUCGCUUUCCGGCGGAGUGGCGCCUCCCCCGGCUGCCUGCUUUACGGCACGGCGGCGUGCGGCCGCGGGCAUUGGCGGCAGUUCCCCGGUGCCGGGGCCCGGUCGGUGCCAUGGACGUGGGGGAGCUACUCAGCUACCAGCCCAACAGAGGCACCAAGCGGCCCCGCGACGAGGAGGAGGAGGAAAUCAAAGCGCGGCGGAAGCAGGGGCGGGAGCACGGCCGGCACCGGGAGGAGGAGGCUGCUGCCCUGGAGGAGACUGAUGAUGAGAAGAAGAAGCUCCUUCAGAUAAUUGAGAGGGAUGGAGAAGAGGAGGAGGAGGAAGAGGAACCUCUGGAUGAAAGCUCAGUCAAGAAGAUGAUUCUCACCUUUGAGAAGAGAUCCUACAAGAACCAGGAGCUGCGGAUCAAGUUUCCUGACAACCCGGAGAAGUUCAUGGAGUCGGAGCUGGACCUGAACGACAUCAUCCAGGAGAUGCAUGUGGUCGCCACCAUGCCGGACCUCUACCACCUGCUAGUGGAGCUCAACGCGGUGCAGUCGCUGCUGGGGCUGCUGGGGCACGACAACACAGAUGUCUCCAUCGCUGUGGUGGACUUGCUUCAGGAGCUGACUGAUAUUGAUACUCUCCAUGAGAGUGAAGAAGGAGCUGAGGUCCUCAUAGAUGCUCUGGUGGAGGGCCAGGUGGUGGCCUUGCUGGUGCAGAAUCUGGAGCGCCUGGAUGAAAGCGUGAAGGAGGAAGCUGAUGGUGUCCACAACACCCUGGCCAUCGUGGAGAACAUGGCAGAGUUCAGGCCGGAGAUGUGCACGGAGGCAGCACAGCAGGGCCUGAUGCAGUGGCUGCUCAAGAGGCUCAAGGCCAAGAUGCCUUUUGAUGCCAACAAACUGUACUGCAGCGAGGUGUUGGCCAUCCUGCUGCAGAACAACGAUGACAACAGAGAGCUGCUGGGAGAGCUGGACGGGAUCGAUGUGCUGCUGCAGCAGCUGUCGGUGUUUAAACGGCACAACCCCAGCACGGCAGAGGAGCAGGAGAUGAUGGAGAACCUCUUUGACUCCCUCUGCUCCUGCCUGAUGCUGAGCUCCAACCGGGAUCGCUUCCUGAAGGGCGAGGGGCUGCAGCUGAUGAACCUGAUGCUGAGGGAGAAGAAGAUUUCCCGCAGCAGUGCCCUGAAGGUUCUGGACCAUGCCAUGAUUGGCCCAGAGGGCACAGACAACUGCCACAAGUUUGUGGACAUUCUCGGCCUGAGAACCAUCUUCCCUCUCUUCAUGAAGUCACCCAGAAAGAUAAAGAAAGUUGGGACCACUGAGAAAGAGCAUGAAGAACAUGUCUGUUCCAUCCUGGCCUCCCUCCUGCGGAACCUGAGAGGGCAGCAGAGGACUCGGCUGCUGAAUAAAUUCACCGAGAACGACAGCGAGAAGGUCGACAGGCUGAUGGAGCUCUACUUUAAGUACCUUGACGCCAUGCAGGCGGCUGAUAAGAAGAUUGACGGCGAGAAGCACGACAUGGUGCGGAGGGGAGAGAUCAUAGACGACGACAUGGAGGAUGAGUUCUACCUGCGCCGCCUGGACGCUGGCCUCUUCAUCCUGCAGCUCGUCUGCUACAUCAUGGCAGAGAUCUGCAAUGCCAACGUCCCCCAGCAGGUUCGGCAGAGAGUGCACCAGAUCCUGAACAUGAGGGGCAGCUCCAUCAAGAUCGUCCGGCACAUCCUGAAGGAGUAUGCAGAGAACAUCGGGGAUGGGAAGAACCAGGAGUUCCGGGAGAGUGAGCAGAAGAGGAUCUUGGACCUGCUGGAGAACUUCUGAGGGCUCAGGGGCAGAGUCUGCCCAGGGGCACCUGGCACCUGCUGCAGCUGCUGCUGCCUCCUCCAGCCUCUGCUGCAGCACCCAGGAGCUGUUUCUGUGAAGCUGCCUCUGCGCUGGGGUCGGAGCUAUUAAAGAUGGGUCCUGAGGGUUUUA
This is a messenger RNA of Pogoniulus pusillus (Red-fronted tinkerbird), 1952 nucleotides long. RefSeq names its product catenin beta like 1 (gene CTNNBL1). Bases 111 to 1799 code for a protein of 562 amino acids. The transcript is spliced from 16 exons. Gene Ontology annotation, cellular component: spliceosomal complex. The record is from RefSeq and is a predicted model, not a curated record. Lineage: Eukaryota; Metazoa; Chordata; Aves; Piciformes; Lybiidae.